AUCAUCUUGGAUACUCUCGUUCAUUUUGAAGACUGAACAUCGUUGAACUGGACGUUGUCGAAGACUGAAAGAAGAUACCUCAGAGAGGCGAGGGGCAAAGAUGAGCGGUCAUGAUUCAAAGUAUUUUUCCACAACGAAAAAGGGAGAAAUCCCUGAACUGAAAGAAGAGUUAAAUUCGCAGUACAAGGAUAAGAGAAAGGAUGCUGUGAAGAAGGUUAUUGCUGCUAUGACUGUUGGGAAAGAUGUUUCAUCAUUGUUCACGGAUGUAGUGAAUUGCAUGCAAACAGAAAAUUUAGAGCUCAAGAAGCUUGUUUACCUAUAUCUUAUCAACUAUGCUAAAUCCCAGCCAGACCUAGCUAUUUUGGCAGUAAACACAUUUGUGAAGGACUCACAGGACCCGAAUCCUUUGAUUCGAGCUUUGGCUGUGCGUACAAUGGGAUGUAUUCGUGUUGAUAAAAUCACAGAAUAUCUUUGUGACCCCCUUCAGAGGUGUCUUAAGGAUGAUGAUCCAUAUGUUCGUAAAACAGCAGCUAUAUGUGUUGCUAAACUCUAUGACAUAAAUGCUGAGUUAGUUGAGGAUAGGGGUUUUCUUGAAUCUCUCAAGGAUUUGAUAUCUGACAACAAUCCAAUGGUUGUAGCAAAUGCUGUGGCAGCUCUUGCGGAGAUUCAAGAGAAUAGUAGCGGACCCAUCUUUGAGAUCAGUAGUCACACACUCUCGAAGCUCCUUACUGCUCUAAACGAAUGCACAGAGUGGGGUCAAGUUUUUAUAUUGGAUGCUCUCUCUAGAUAUAAAGCAGCUGAUGCUCGUGAAGCUGAAAAUAUAGUGGAGAGAGUUACUCCACGACUGCAACAUGCUAAUUGUGCUGUUGUACUUUCAGCUGUUAAGAUGAUCCUUCAACAAAUGGAGCUUAUCACCAGUACUGACGUAGUUCGAAAUCUUUGCAAAAAGAUGGCUCCUCCUCUUGUGACAUUACUGUCUGCGGAACCUGAGAUACAAUAUGUUGCAUUGCGCAAUAUCAACCUUAUAGUACAAAGACGUCCUACAAUACUUGCCCAUGAAAUUAAGGUAUUUUUCUGUAAGUACAAUGAUCCGAUUUAUGUGAAGAUGGAAAAAUUAGAAAUCAUGAUAAAGCUUGCUUCUGACCGAAAUAUAGAUCAGGUUCUAUUGGAGUUCAAAGAAUAUGCUACAGAAGUAGAUGUAGAUUUUGUCAGGAAGGCUGUUCGUGCAAUUGGCCGUUGUGCCAUAAAAUUAGAGAGAGCAGCUGAACGGUGCAUUAGUGUUCUGCUUGAGUUGAUCAAGAUUAAAGUAAACUAUGUGGUUCAAGAGGCUAUUAUAGUCAUUAAAGAUAUCUUUAGAAGAUACCCUAACACAUACGAAUCUAUCAUUGCAACUCUUUGUGAAAGCUUAGACACUUUAGACGAGCCUGAGGCUAAGGCCUCCAUGAUUUGGAUAAUUGGUGAAUAUGCAGAAAGAAUUGACAAUGCUGAUGAGCUCCUUGAAAGUUUCUUAGAGAGUUUCCCUGAAGAGCCUGCACAAGUCCAGUUGCAAUUGCUAACAGCGACUGUCAAACUUUUUCUUAAGAAGCCAACUGAAGGUCCACAACAGAUGAUUCAGGUUGUUUUGAACAAUGCCACUGUGGAAACAGACAAUCCUGAUCUGCGCGAUCGUGCCUAUAUAUAUUGGCGUCUUUUGUCUACUGAUCCUGAGGCAGCUAAGGAUGUUGUGUUAGCUGAGAAGCCUGUGAUCACUGAUGAUUCAAACCAACUUGAUUCUUCUCUUCUUGAUGAACUUCUUGCCAACAUUGCUACGUUGUCUUCUGUGUAUCACAAACCGCCAGAAGCUUUUGUAACCCGUGUGAAGACCACAGCUCCAAAAACAGAAGAUGAUGACUACCCUAAUGGAAUUGAUACUGGGUAUUCAGAUACGCCUACUCAUGUUGCUGAUGGAGGAACAUCACCGCAAACUAGUUCCAGUAGUGCCCCAUAUCCUGCAGGAAGGCAGCCAGCACCUCCUCCAGCUGCUCCUGCACCUGCUGCUCCAGUGCCUGAUUUACUAGGUGAUCUGAUAGGCCUAGAUAAUAGUGCGAUUGUGCCAGUUGACCAGCCUGAACCUGCACCUGCCGCUCCUCUUCCUGUUGUACUACCCGCAUCAACUGGCCAGGGUUUGCAAAUCAGCGCACAGUUAACACGUCAGGAUGGUCAAGUAUUAUACGGCAUGCUGUUUGAGAACAACACUCAGAUUCCCCUUGAUGGGUUCAUGAUUCAGUUUAAUAAGAACUCGUUUGGUCUUGCAGCUGCUGGACCCCUUCAGGUUCCGCAAUUGCAACCGGGGACUUCGGCCAGGACAUUGUUGCCUAUGGUAUUGUUCCAGAAUGUGUCUGGUGGUGCUCCAAGCUCACUUUUGCAGGUUGCUGUGAAAAAUAAUCAACAGCCAGUGUGGUACUUCAACGAUAAGGUCUCUCUUCAUGUGUUUUUCACUGAGGAUGGGAGAAUGGAGAGAGGAAGCUUUCUUGAGACAUGGAGGUCCCUUCCUGAUUCCAACGAGGUGUUGAAGGACCUUCCAGGGAUUGUAGUGAGCAAUGUUGAAGCAACCCUAGAUCGGCUGGCUGCAUCGAACAUGUUCUUCAUAGCAAAGCGCAAGCAUGCAAACCAGGAUGUGUUCUACUUCUCUGCAAAGAUCCCUCGUGGUAUACCUUUCUUGAUAGAACUAACCACAGUUAUCGGAAAUCCUGGCAUUAAGUGUGCGAUCAAGACUCCAAAUCCUGAGAUGGCACCUCUUUUCUUUGAAGCCAUCGAGAGUCUCCUCAAGGCAUGAUUCUUUUUUCAUGUUGUGGGUUCAAUACAGAUUUUUUUUUUUUUUUUCUUUUUUUGUUAGUAUAUGUAAAAAUAUAUCUUCGGC
Molecule: messenger RNA, 2899 nt
Organism: Pistacia vera
Lineage: Eukaryota; Viridiplantae; Streptophyta; Magnoliopsida; Sapindales; Anacardiaceae
Product: beta-adaptin-like protein C
Exons: 15
Coding region: 101-2815 (904 amino acids)
Biological process (GO): intracellular protein transport; vesicle-mediated transport
Cellular component (GO): membrane coat; clathrin adaptor complex
Molecular function (GO): clathrin binding
Source: RefSeq, a predicted model, not a curated record